GACAGGAAACAGGCUUUGUUUGUUGAAGUAUGUAACACUUGUUAUUCUAGUGAAGUGAUUUUUGUAUCCCAUGCCAAUAAACUUUACGUAGGAGCAGCAACUACUGACCAUUUUACUAAAUAAAACUGGGCAAGAUAUAUCUAAUUACUGCUUUGUUAACAUACUCACUUCAAGUAGAAAGAGCUGAAAAUUCUGCUGGGAAUAGUAGCCAGAAUUCUGCUGUUACAUUGUCUAAAUGUCCAAGUAUCUAGUACACGUAUGACUGUAUUUGAUGAGGAAGUGCGAGAGAAUGUCGUCGAUGAGUGAGCUAAUGUUUUCUUCAAUCUGAUGCAUCUGCUGCCAUUUUCGGAGCUAAUGUUUUCAUUUUGGAUUUCAAGCUACAAGGAGGAGAAUGAAAAGUGAACUGGACCUGUGGUUCUGACUUUUAGUUUGGAGCUUCUUAGCAUAUAUGGGGGCUUUUUCUUUUUCUUUUUUUUUUUCAGGGUGACACAAAUGUAAAUAUGUAAUGUAAUAGUAGUAUUUGUUCCUUAUUUUUUUUUAUUAAAUAAAUAAAUAAAUAAUCUGAAGUAAAACAAAGUAAUUAGGAGUAGUUGUGAGAGCAACUUAGUAAUGAGGUGGUGGCUUUCAUGUAUUUUGAACACGUCUAGCUCCUUUGUUUCAAAGUUGUCGUCCUUCCAAUUUUAGCUGGCAAUUUUAUUUCUAAUUCAGUCUUCUUCAUUGGACUUGCUAUUUCAUGUUUCAAUUAUCCAAUGUUGUACUAAUUGAUUACAAAUUUUUUAUUUUAUUUUAUUAGAGUAACAUUGGAAAAACAAAUUUAAUAUGAAUGAGAGUUGAGCUUCAGCACUAUGCUAUAUCGUGGUGUUGUAGCUCAAUUUCUUUACCUACCUAAACAUUAAUCAUUUACUAAUUCUUUGAAUAAUUCACUUACAAAGAAAAAAAAAAUAAAAGAAUAAAAAAUGGUUUAUAAGUUGGUAACAUGGUAGCCCACUAAAAGUAUGAAAGCUUACAAUUUCUUAUAUAUAUAUGAGAUAAUGUCUCCUUAAUCUCUGUCAUUUUAAAUUUUGAUUAAGAUUUAAGAAUAGUUUAUACUACAAUUUCAUACAAUAAAGCAGGUAUUAGAAGAAAGAUUAAUCAUAAAUAGACCUCAAUUUAAUUUGGUUUAGAACAAAAAGAAAGCAUAGCAACAAGAAAACAAAAUGAUUGAAAAGGAGAUUAAGAAAAUUGUGGAGAGCAAAUUAACGGCUGUUGCUACACCAUCUUCAUCAUCAUCAUCAUCCGGCAUCACCGAGGAGAUAUCAAAGGCUACUACUCCUCCCUCGGCCCCGGCAACUACCGAGACUAUAGUUCCCGUAGUUGAAAAAUUAACAGAAGCUGAAGAGGCUGAAUCUCAAAGAAGUAGACAAUCAUCUGACAGGGAUAUUGCACUAGCACAUGUUGAGCAGGAAAAGAGGUUGUCUUUUAUUAAGGCAUGGGAAGAAAGUGAGCAAUCUAAAACAGUCAACAAGGCUGAGAAGCAGAUUUCUGCUCUCAACGCUUGGGAGAACAGAAAGAAAGCAUCCAUCGACGCUAAGCUGAAGUAUAUCGAGGAAGAGCUUGAAAAGAAGAAGGCCGAGUAUGCAGAAAAGAUGAAGAACAUGGUAGCUUUAGUCCACAAGCAAACAGAAGAGAAGAGGGCAAUAGUUCAAGCAAGAAAAGGCGAGGAGCUCCUCAUGAUCCAGGAGAAGGCUGCAAAAUACCGAGCCACAGGAUAUACCCCAAAGAAGAUCCUUGGUUGCAUCUCAUUUUAGAUCAUCCACAGCAGAGAUAGUUACCCCAGGUUAAUGCAGUUUUCAAGUGUAGCAGUGCACUAGAUUGCGUUAGUUAAGAUUGUUGUUGCGCGUAAACAACUUGUGUGAGAGAUCAGUGUAAUAGCUGUAAUUGAUGAUGAUCUAUUUGCCAAUAGGGAAAUUCAGGUUGGAUAUGAAUUUUUUUGGUUGGUUUUGGCCUUGAAUUCAGAAUCAGAUAGUCAA
This is a messenger RNA of Chenopodium quinoa (quinoa), 2009 nucleotides long. Its product is annotated as remorin-like. The coding region runs from base 1197 to 1787 and encodes 196 amino acids. The record is from RefSeq and is a predicted model, not a curated record. The transcript is spliced from 5 exons. Lineage: Eukaryota; Viridiplantae; Streptophyta; Magnoliopsida; Caryophyllales; Amaranthaceae.